CUGGUAUAAAAGGAGCGACGGGAAGGUGGAGACGGCCAUAACGGACCGAGAAAACAUCUGAGACCAAGAUGAAGACGUCAGGGAUGCUUGUCCUCUGUGUCUCAUUGGCCUACACGUUCCUGGGCAGCAGUGAGGGACAAAAUACAGCAACCAACCCUUCCACUUCUCCAUCCAGCACCACCCAACCAGCAGGGACCACCACUUCCCCAGCUCCAUCCAACAUCACCCAACCAGCAGGGACCACCACUUCCCCAGCUCCAUCCAACAUCAACCAACCAGCAGGGAACACCACUUCCCCAGCUCCAUCCAGCACCACCCAACCAGCAGGGACCACCACUUCCCCUGCUCCAUCCAACAACACCCAACCAGCAGGGACCACCACUUCCCCUGCUCCAUCCAACAACACCCAACCAGCAGGGACCACCACUUCCCCAGCUCCAUCCAACAUCACCCAACCAGCAGGGACCACCACUUCCCCUGCUCCAUCCAACAACACCCAACCAGCAGGGACCACCACUUCCCCAGCUCCAUCCAACAUCACCCAACCAGCAGGGAACACCACUUCCCCAGCUCCAUCCAGCACAACCCAACCAGCAGGGACCACCACUUCCCCUGCUCCAUCCAACAACACCCAACCAGCAGGGUCCACCACUUCCCCUGCUCCAUCCAACAACACCCAACCAGCAGGGACCACCACUUCCCCAGCUCCAUCCAACAUCACCCAACCAGCAGGGACCACCACUUCCCCUGCUCCAUCCAACAACACCCAACCAGCAGGGACCACCACUUCCCCUGCUCCAUCCAACAACACCCGAUCAGCAGGGACCACACUGCCGCACAGCAGCAGCUCAACUCACACAACCACCACCAGCAACCACACCAGCAGCGCAUCGGGGCCCCCGGCCUUCUCAAACGCCACCGCCUCCCAGCAGCCUUCGACUCCACAUGGGACGUCCAGUAACAAACCAACAAGCUCGGCCCCGAGAAGAGGCUGUGACGCUCUGUGUGGGUUCUACAGUCAACUGCUGGUGCCGGCCAUCUCCCUGCUAAUCUACAGCGCACUGGGCUGAAAAUGUGCAAUCGACGCAAAUCAUUUCAUGGUGUAUAUUAAAGGUUAAAAAAAAAGAAAUCACAUGCAUAUUUUUCUAUGGCUGCCACACAUUUCACCUGCUGAUGCUAUGAAGAUGUCUUUAGACCACUUGUGCUGCACGACACCUUUAUAAAUGUUUUACACCUUCAUACUUCAAAUGUUCAAACUGUAUUUCACAGAGUGGAUGUGACAUUUCUUCCUGUUUCUUUUAGGCAAAUCUAUUGGUCAGGAAACGGGCAUCGGACUUCAUUAGAAAUCAAUUGUCAUCAGGGCAGAACAUGUUAAAACAACUGGAUCCUUAAAGAACUCCAGUUGAGAAUCACAGCCGCCACCUCAUUUGAAUGGAAAAGAUAUUCGCUUUUAAAUAUUUAGAUCAUAUUCAAACAUCACAUUUAAAUUCAGGAUGUUUGUUUUGCUCCACCUGGGAUGUGUUGUUUCCUUCGGCUCUAGUGGCUCUGCUGUAUAUGUUCGUAUGACUCAUAAAUCCUGUGGAGCAUAAUAAGCAUGAGAGAAAAUUUUGGGGAAUAAAUCAAGUGGUUAA
Platichthys flesus (European flounder) is the source of this 1631-nucleotide messenger RNA. Its product is annotated as proteoglycan 4-like. The record is from RefSeq and is a predicted model, not a curated record. Bases 69 to 1070 code for a protein of 333 amino acids. The transcript is spliced from 2 exons. Lineage: Eukaryota; Metazoa; Chordata; Actinopteri; Pleuronectiformes; Pleuronectidae.